AUGAAGUAUGAUCUUGAGAAAGCACAGUGGAAGUCAUCAAACCGCAAGUGUUUGAUGGUGAUCAAGAGUUUGAUCAUAGAAAGUAUAAGGGGAGCAAUCCCAGCUAGUGAGACUGCCACAAAGUACUUGAAGAAAGUGGAGAGUCAAUUUGUUGGCUCUUCAAAAGCUUAUGCUCAGAUUCUGAUUCAGAGGUUAGUUAAUGACAAGUACACUGGUGGUGGCAUAAGAGAGCACAUAUUGAAGAUGAGCAAUAUGGCAUCUAAGCCUAGACCUAUGGAAAUGGAGCUCCCAAAUGCUUUCAUUGUCCAUUUGGUUUUAGCCUCCUUGCCAAGAGAGUUUGAGGCUUUUGUUGUUAAUUACAACAUAAGUCCAGAAAAGUGGGAUUUAGAGAAGCUCAUUGCAAUGUGUGUGCAAGAAGAGGAGAGGCUUAAAGCCUCACAUGGUGACACCCUCAACCAUGUGAUGCACAACAAAAGAAAGGGCUUUCAUGAUAAGAAUGCCAGACCACAAGGGAAACCUCAGUGGAACAGAGGCUCCUCUUCUAAGCCACCUGUCAAGGAUCCAAAGAAAGAUCAAUAA
Messenger RNA from Panicum virgatum (switchgrass), 579 nucleotides. RefSeq lists its product as uncharacterized. The record is from RefSeq and is a predicted model, not a curated record. The transcript has a single exon. NCBI's taxonomy places the organism in Eukaryota, Viridiplantae, Streptophyta, Magnoliopsida, Poales, Poaceae. The coding region runs from base 1 to 579 and encodes 192 amino acids.